This is a messenger RNA of Rotaria sp. Silwood2, 1425 nucleotides long. The record is from the annotation of a GenBank genome assembly. Lineage: Eukaryota; Metazoa; Rotifera; Eurotatoria; Philodinida; Philodinidae.
AUGUUAUUUACACAUUAUUUAUUUGGCUAUGUUGGUACAACUAUAUGUUCAGUAGGACUUGUUCUUGCUCUAUGUUCUGUUUAUAUAUUUACUCGUCGUCAAAUGCGUAGUGUUGUUUCAACUUAUCUUGCUGGAUUGAGUAUUAGUGAUAGUUGUCUAUUAUUACUAGGUCUUAUUUUUGCCUUUAAUUUUUCUAUUCCUCCAAAUCGACAAACUGAAUCGUUUUAUUCAUCACGACUUCAUAAAUAUCUUUUUCCAUAUGUUUAUGCCUGUAUUAUAUGGUUUCAAUUUACGAGUGUCUGGGUAAUAAUUGGCUUUGCUAUUGAUCGAUGGUUUGCUAUUAAAUGGCCAAUGCUUCAUUACACACAUAGCUCAAAAAGAGCUUGUUAUAUUGUUGUGACAAUUUACUGUUUGGGUUUUAUUUAUUCAUUACCACGUUUUUUUGAAUAUAAAGCUGAAAUACGACGUGAAGAAUUAACUGUAGUUGAUAAUUAUACAGAAUAUUAUGAUCAUGUUGUGGUAACAAAUAAAUUACAUAAUAGUACUAUUUAUCAAUAUACCGUCCAUCUUAUUCUUUAUAGUCUUCUUCAAAGUAUUCUUCCGCUUUUAUUGUUAUCAUAUUUUAAUGUUGAACUUAUUCGAAGUGUUCAUGCUAGUUCACAUUUUCUUCAACGUUGUACACCACACUAUGUACAAAAUACACGUAUUGCACGUGAAACAAAUACAAUACGUUUUAGAGACGGUGUUGUCACACGUUCAGUUAUAUGUUUAAUUGGUUUAUUUACUAUAUGUCAAGUACCAGCAUCAAUACUUCACUAUAUUUAUAUGUUUUAUCGAAAUCAUAAAUGGCUUUAUAUUUGUUAUGAUAUAUCGAAUUUUCUUAUUUUUUUCAAUAGUACAGCUGUUCAUUCAAACUAUUGGGAAUAUCAAAAACGACCGAAUAAUGGAAAUAUUUUUACUCAACGAAAACCAUCUUUCGAACCGAUAUCUCCACUUCGUUCAAUAUAUCGACGUACUAGUUCAUUACAUAAUAUUAAUUUAACAAAAACUAGUCCUAUAAAAUAUGGUCGUUAUUCAAUAUGUGAAUGUAAUCAUAGAAAAACAUCAUUAAUACCAACUAAAGAACGAAAAUCACUUAAUUUUAAUUAUCAAAAAUCGAAACAUAAAACAAAAGAUAAUUAUUAUCGUUGUAAUAGUGAACAAUAUUCAUUAAAUCCAAAGAAAUAUUCUCUAUCAAUGAAUACAAAUACAAAUAAUGAUUAUAAUCGGGGACAAAAAUUACAUUAUAUUACAUAUAAAUGUAAAAAUAAUCAUCAAAAACUUGCAAGACAAUCAUCAUCAACAACAACAACAACAACAAUAACAUCUAAUGUUGUUCAAUCACCAAAGAAUGUUAAUGCAUCAAAUUCAACGUUAACCGAUUAA